Molecule: messenger RNA, 20139 nt
Organism: Stegostoma tigrinum
Lineage: Eukaryota; Metazoa; Chordata; Chondrichthyes; Orectolobiformes; Stegostomatidae
Gene: foxred2
Product: FAD-dependent oxidoreductase domain containing 2
Exons: 10
Coding region: 509-2422 (637 amino acids)
Molecular function (GO): flavin adenine dinucleotide binding; monooxygenase activity
Source: RefSeq, a predicted model, not a curated record
ACAGUCCUUUCAAAUAGCUCUCCAAAGAAUAUUACAUAGGGUUUAAAGCACAGAUCAUCCUGCCUCCAUGGAAGAAGUUUCGUAACAUAAAUUCUUUCAUGGGAUAUGGGCUUCACUGACAAGGCUGACCUUUGUUGCCCAUCGCUAAUUGUCCUCGAUCUGUAUGUCACCAUAUGGUCAUUUCGGAGAACAGUCAAUAGUCAACCACAUUACUGUGGGUCUGGAGUCUCAGACCAGGUAUAUUGGGCAUUGCUGGCAAGGCCAUCCUUUGUUGCUCACCUCCAACUGCUGGGAAAAGAUGGCGGUGCUUUGUCUUCAGUCAGUGCAGUCCAUGUGGUUAUCAACAGGUCCAUUAGAAAGGGAGUUCCAGGAUUUUGACCCAGCUGCAGCGAAGAAACAGCAAUAUAGAUCCAACUCCAAUGUAGUGUGACUUGCAGGUGGCCUUGUCCUACUGAGUAGCAGACACCAUAAGUUUGGAAGGUGCUGUUGAAGGAGCCUGGGGACCAAUAUGCCAAAAUCAUGGAUGGGUUGUACCUUCACCAUGCUUAUGGCAAGUGUCGCCUUUGCCUCUUCCCAUGCAACUGCACGAACAGACUACCUGCAUCUUGACUACUGUGUAAUUGGUGCAGGUCCAGGUGGCCUGCAGAUGGCGUACUUUCUACAGCAGUCCCAAAGACACUACCUGGUCUUUGAGCGCAGCAACCUCUCUGGGAGCUUCUUUGUACGUUAUCCCCGCCACCGGAAGCUCAUCAGUAUUAACAAGCAAUACACCGGGAAACAAAACAAAGAGUUUAACCUCCGGCAUGACUGGAACUCGCUGCUAAGCCAUGAUGACAAUCUACUCUACAAACACUACACCAAAGAUUUCUUUCCUCAUGCUGACACCAUGGUGCACUACUUGAACAACUUUACAAACAGGUUUGACCUGAAGAUUCGGUACAACACUGAGAUAACAUGGAUUGAGGCUGAGAAGCACCCCAAGGCUUGGAGUGGACACUACUUUUAUCUGACGGAUCAGAAUGACUACCAUUACAGAUGCAGUGUCCUGUUAGUUGCAACUGGAAUGUGGGUGCCCAACACGCCUGAUUUUCCAGGUUCUGAACAUGUCGAGGGCUAUGAGAGUGUCUCUGUGGAUCCUGCUCACUUUGUUGGGCAGACAGUCCUCAUUUUGGGCCGGGGCAAUGCGGCGUUCGAGACGGCGGACAACAUUGUUGGAGUGACUAACUUUAUCCACAUGCUGAGCCGGUCCCGGCUACGGCUUGCCUGGGCCACUCACUAUGUUGGAGACGUCCGGGCUGUGAAUAAUGCCAUGCUGGACACAUAUCAGCUGAAGUCUCUGGAUGGUCUGCUAGAAGGAGACCUGGCCAACAUUGCCAUUGUACAAGACAGAAAGGGAAAGCUGCGUCUAAGACUGCGAUUUCACUUCGAUAGGAGCAAUGCCUCCCAGGAUGUGCUCCACAGCAAUGACCAGCGUCUCCUGUCAGUUGAAGAGGCUGAUAACUUUUCAGUGCGUCAGUCUUAUGACCGUGUCGUCCGCUGCUUGGGGUGGAAUUUUGACUUUUCUAUUUUUAACAAUCUUACAAAGCCUAAGAGGGGUCGAGGCCGCACAAACAAAUACCCACUGAUCAAGGCCACAUAUGAAUCAGAAAGCAUGCCUGGAAUGUUUAUUAUUGGGACAGCCGGUCAUUCCGUCGAUUUCAGGAAGUCAGCUGGUGGGUUCAUCCAUGGAUUCCGCUAUACAGCCCGUGCUGUUCAUCACCUCCUGGAGCAUCGAUACCAUGGUACUACCUGGCCGGCCACCACACUGCCCAUCAUCCAUUUGACCAAUGCCAUAAUCAAGCGCAUCAACGAGGCCUCUGGUCUUUAUCAGAUGUUCAGUGUCCUGGCUGACAUUGUGCUGCUACGGAAAAAUGCCACAGAGUUUGAAUACCUGGAAGAGUAUCCAAUUGGAGCACUUCCACAUCUUCAGGAAAACACCGGGAGAAAUGCAGCAAAUGGGCUAUUUGUUAUUAACCUGGAAUAUGGGAGCAACUUUUCCAGACCAGAGGCUGAUGUUUUCCAUCCGAGCCGUUCAGUGGGAGAGCCCAGGCAUGCGUGGCUGUCAAACUUCCUCCACCCUGUCAUCUACUUCUACAAACGUCUCCCAACAGAGACCGAGAUGAUGCAGAGACCAAAAUUGUGGCCCCUCCCCCGUCCACAUUACAUCCAUCAUGUUGUGGAAGAUUUCCUGACUGACUGGACGGCUGCCAAAGCUCACAUCCUGCCCCUGCGCCGCUUCUUGGAGAACUGUCUGGACACUGACCUCAGGAGCUUCUUUGCAGAAUCCUGCUUCAAGUUUGCUUUGACCAAUCCACAUGUGCCGCCAUUCUGCCACCACGGUUACUUAAACAUGCAGGGCUUGCUGGAUGUUGAGAUCUUCUGACAAGGUUCUGCAGCGGUGGGCCAGCAUUCCAGCGACAGCGUCCACAGCCAGCAAGUGCCUGAGCAACAAGGGAGUUUGAAGUGAAACUGUUCAGUGACUGAAUGUGUGGCCAGACAGACUGUGCCCUUUAUCCAAGUGAGGACUCAGUGCACACAGAGUUACUGGACUGAAUGAUUCCAGGACACACUUAGUCCUGCUGCCAAGUACAGAGGUUUCAAAUAAUAACUCCUGCAUGAUGUAUAUUCAUAUGAAAACACAGCCAGACAUGUCUGUCAAUAUCUGGAGGGUGGAUUUGUGUUAAUAGGUUUGACACUUGUUGGGAUUACGGAGGCUACAAUUUUAAAUGUGUUCCAUCACAUGUUCGAAUGAUUAAUCUAGUCUUUGAAAAGUCCAAAGCCAUGCUUAAAGCUUCACCAGUGCUGAUAUCAGCACUUUCUGCAAACUUGCCCCUCCUGCACCUUCACAAAGUGGCCCACUAAAUCUUUGAAAAUCAUGGUCAAAACUCACACUGAUGUGGAAGCAUUCCUCUGGUCGGGAGGCCAGGCUCCAUUUCUGGCAAGACUGAAUUUUAAUGUUCUGGUUUGCAUGAGAAAUUGCUGCACACAGAUUGUUGGCUGAUUGUUGCUGCUUAUGGGAGUUUGCUGGUUUUCUUGCUUUACAGCUACAAUGACACUGAGCUGAUUGUAUACCAUUGGCUAUGAAGCACUUCAGAACACACUGGUUUCCUGAAAGUUGUGACAGGAAAGCACCAGCCUGUUAAUUCAGGCCAAAGGUUCUGCUGAAUGGACGCCUUGCCUACCAUGAACACCGCUGUCACUGACACUUCCAACGUUCAGAUUGAUUGAUUGUUUUGUCAGAGGCUACAAGGGAUAUGGAAGAAUGGAGGAUAAAGAUCAAGUGCAGAUCUGUGACCAAACAGAAUGGACAUCAUCGAGGGUUUGAACAGUCUACUCAUAUUAAUCUUGUUAAUGAGCAGUUCUUGAAUGACUGUAAUGCUGUUUGGUUGCUGGAGGUGAUGCUGCUGAGCUGCUUAUUUGACAAAUGGGGGAAGAACCUAGUACAACAGAUCUUUCUGAACAGGAUAUGAAUCAUUGGUGGUUUAACUAAUUGAGGAAGUGCAGAAGACUUCAGGUGGAUAUUUUUGUUACAGAAAUUGGGUACUUGUGGUGCAGAAACAACGUAUUCUGCAUCAGAUAGACAUCAAUUCACUCAGACUCUUAGACUGGCAGAGCAUUGAAAGAGGCCAUUCAGCCCAUUGUACCUGAGCUUUCUAAUUAAUGUUAGUCACCUUGCUCCUUCCCAACACACUUGGGAGGGAGGUAAAGAAACCUGAGGACCAGGAACUAGGGUCAGACUGCUGUGACUCUAUUUUAGUGCCCAGUGGGUAAUUGAGCUGGAUAGUGCUUGCUUAUUGCUGUUGUUUGCUAAGCAUGCCUGUGAACAAACUCGAGUUGUGAGGAGAGAAUGGAAUUUGAUGGUUGCCCCAUGCAGUUUUGUAGGGUGCCUAGAUGGGAUCUUGGUGUAUGGAGAAGGGAGCGUGCCAACUAUAACCCAGCAGAGGUACAUUGUACUCGGCAGGAGUGAGAAAGGUUGGUGAGGACUAAGGAUCAGGUUGUAGUCUGCCUCGGCUUUGGACUGUUGCCUCAUCGAUCUGUAAAAGCUUACGUUUUCACACAAGCCAUACAUUCUCUAAUCACCCUCCACACUUUCUGUAUCAACCUUCUUCAUCACAGAUUCCUUUAUUCAUAUUAAAAAUGGGAUCUGCAGUGUAAACCUGUGAUCUUAUAACCGCAGCUGAGACCUCAGCCGUGCCCCAGUCAACUUAAUGUACCAGUUUUACUGUAAGCUUUCUAUUUAACAAUGACAUUACGUAAAAUAUUAUAUAAACAUAAAGACACAACCUGCAGCUUUAUAAUGAGGAACAUAUGAAGUCCUUGAGCCGUGGUUCAGUUAUUCUUCUAACACUUCCUCUCCUCUGUAUUUCCCCAUUUUAACCCCCACAUUGUAAACUCCCCAGUAUCGUAUGUUGCAUCUAUUACAGUUUAUUCCUUUGUUGUAAUGGCAUAAGAGUCAGAGGGAAGAUUAUUUUUUUAACAAUGAGUUAUUGAGAUCUGGAAUAGGCCAGAAGCAGAUUGAAUAGUAAUUUUCAAUGUGGAAUUUGAAGGUGAAUGUUUACAAUCUGUGGGGAAGUAGCAAAGGAGAAUGGGGCUAACUGGAUCAUUCUCUGAAAGGGCUGAGACAGAUGUAAUGGGUUGAAUGGCCUGCAUUUGCACUUUUACAUUACUGUGCUUCAUAAUGGUGGUGAGGUUUCCAUUUGAGCCAGAGGAUAGGGGCUACAGGAAAGGAAUCCAGUUAAUUAGACUCUACAGCAGGGGAAAGCUUCGAUUAAAUUGUGAAUUCAUGGGAAUAAAUGGAAGCCAACACUAAAAUCUUUAAUGUGAUUUUCCACAAUCCAUCUGUUCAGUUUAACUGUCUGCAGAUGUCAAUAGCCUUGGCAUGCAGAGGUCAAAGGGUUAGGCAGUCUUGCCAGUGAGCUGGCUUUGACUCCUCACUCUAAUGCCACAUUUUAGAGUGAAAGUGCAAAUUCUAUAAACAUUCUAAUCUAGACAUUAAAAUGUUACAUACCUUAAUGGGUUCAGUUUAUCUCAAAUUGAAUUGCAGCGACAAUACAAUCUGAUCCAUUGCUCAGUAACCAACAGUCAGAGAGAAAUAUGUGGCUGUACAUUUCACCCAUCCCCUGCUGCAAUUUUAAAGGGUUUUUUUUAAAAAAAUCAAUAUUUAACUCCAGGUAAAGUGAUCCAUGAAGAUUGCCAGGCUGUGUCAAAAGGUCAGACAGCAGCAGAUAACACUUCAGACUUGAGAUUUUAACCUUGGUGUCGAGGUGUGUAGAAGCUGGGGUAAAUUGAAAUCUUGAACUGCUGACAACACAAGACAAUCAGCCUAUUGUCUGAUCAAUGCUGCAGUCUGUUCCCUUUUCCUUGACUGUGUUCCACCUCUGGGCUUCUGGAUUAUGUGCUGCGAAUGUUUGAACAGGACAUAUACAGAAAAUUACUCGCACUGACAGGACAGUUGGACAUCACAACUCAAAGCUAAUUAGCGAAAUAUCUGGUAGCAGAGGUUGGGAGAGGUAGGGAUUUUUAUUUUAAGAAAGUAGGUUAAGAUCUGGAAGACACAGGCUAAAAGUCUGCCGCAUGCAACAACAACUUGGAUUUUUGUAGCACCUUUAUUGUACUGCAUCCCUGGCAUCAACUCACAAGUGUGAUUAUUAAGCAGGGUGAAAGCAAGAUUUCAGGACAAGGUGGUCAAAAAAAGCUUAGUCAAAGCAAUCAGCUGUUUUAACAGACUUACCCCAGACUCUUCACUUGCAACUCUGAAGUUCUUUCCUCCAAAGUCAGUCUUAAAGGGAAUCUUAAAAGAGGGAGAGGCUUAGGGAACGAAUUCCAGAGUUUAGAGCCCAGAAGCUGAAGAUAUAGCUGCCCGUGGUGAAGCAGGGACAUCCAAGAGAUAAGGUUUAAUUAUAAUUUUGGGACAGAAGUUGUAUAUAUGCUUAAAAAAAUGGAAGGGCUCUGGGGCUUAGGACUAAUUAGAAAAUUCUCGCAUAAGACCAGUGUGGUGGGCUGGGCCAAAUGGCAUAAUUUGCUGUUUAAUUUUGUAAGGAGGGUCAACUCCUGAUCUGAGCUUUAAUGCAUUGAGGUAGAAAAUUUGUAAGAUUUUAAGACUGAAAGCAAAACUCUAAAUGACAAGAAUAUUAGAACACAAGAAGCAACAGCAGAAGUGGACCAUUCAGCCCCUCGCGUCUGCCCUGCUUACUCAAGAAGAUCAUGGCUGAUCUUCAGCUUCACCUCCAUUUUCCUGCUAACUCUACGUGAUUACCUGAAACAGAAAAAAUUUAUCUCUCUAUGCCUUAAAUUUAACAAUGAUUCAUUGACUACCUUCUUAGGAAGAGAAGUUCAAAGAUUUUGUUUGCCACCGGCAGUGUAAAACCAGAUCACAGAACUAUUACAGUGCAGGAGGCCAUUCAGUUCGUGCUGUCCACAACAGCUCUAUUAUCUCGUGCCAAUCUCCUGCAUUUUCCACGUGUCGUUGCACACCAUUACAAUCCAAAUAAUCAUUCAGUCCCCUCUUGAAGGCCUCAGUUGAACCUGCCUCCUCCACAUUUCCAGGCUGUGCAUUCCAGAUCCUAACCACUUGGUGUGUGAAAAAGAUUUUUCUGUCAUCAUUUUUUUUGCAAAUCACUUUAAAUCUAUACCUUCUCAUUCUUCUUUCUUUUACAAGUAGGAACAGCUUCACACUAUUUACUCUGUCCAGUCCAUUAAUGAUUUUGAAAACCUCUAAUAAAACUCUUCUCAACCUCUUUCCUCCAGGGAGAAACUGCUUCAGUUUCCUCAACUUAAGUUUCUCAUUCCUGGAGCUGUUCUAGCAAAUUGCUUCUACAUGCUGUCUAAUGGGUUCACGCAUUUCCUAUAAUGUAGCACCCACAACUGGACACAGUACUGCAGCUGAGAUCUAACAAGUCUGUUGUACAAGUUCAGCAUCGCUUCCCUACUGUAGUAUUCUGUGAUCCGAUUAAUGAAGCUGGAAAUGCUAUACUUUAUUAACUGCUGUUGGCACCUUCAAUGAUCAGUGCACAUAUCCACCCAGAUUCCUCUGCUGCUGCACUGCCUUUAAAAUUGUAACUGUCCAUGUUUAUAUCGUAUUUCAAUGCCCUUCUGACCAAAGUGCAUCACCUCACGCUUCUCUGUAUUGAACCUCAUCUGUCCUAUAUCUACCCAGUCCACUGACUUGCCAGUGUGCUUUCGGAGUUCCACGCUGACCUGGCAGUUUACAAUUCUUCCAAGUUGAACGUCAUCUGCAUAUUUGAUUUUUAAAAAAAGUGUUAGGGUCAAGAGCAGUCUAUUUCAGUCAUGUUGACAGCAGAGGAAGCCAUUUUUAAGGUCAGAUUGUAGGCUUCCCUAUAAAUCCUGAAUAUCAUAGAGCACAGAACUGUUUGGCUUUUGUGAAAUACUCUAGCUACAUCUGUACCCAUCUAAGGAAUGAUAGAAUACCUACAGUGUGGAAAUAGGCCAUUCAGCCCAGCAGGUCCACACCACCCCUCUGAACAGGAGCAUCCCACCCGAACUCAUCCCCGUGUCUAAUCCACCUAAUCUACACACCCCUAGAAACUACGGGCAAUUUAGCACAGUCAGUCCACCUAACCUGAACAGCUUUUGGACUAUGGGAGGAAAUCAGAGGACCUGUGGAAACUCGUGCAGACAUAGGGAGAACAUGCAAACUUCACACAGAGGAUGGAGUUGAACCCGGGGUCCUGGCGCUCUGGGCAGCAGUGCUAGCUACCAUGUCCUCCUAUUCAUUUGAGGAGCAAGUGUAGAUCAUUCAAUAAGAUUGUGGUCUAUCUGAUGUUAAUCUCAACUCUACAUUCCUGCUUGUCCUGAUAGAUUUUCAUUCUCAUGAUAACCUUGGGUUAUUCAUCCUGGCAUGGCCAGAGGAGAAGCAUCUUCAAGGUAGGCUUUGCUACUGGAUACGCAGAUAAGAAAUUCCAAAAACUGAAGAGCGUGCAUGGAGACACUCACUUGUAGUUCCUGCUUGGCAAAGCUGGACAAGGAGACCGCACUGUCUGUUGGGAGCAGCUAUGGACUGUUUACUAUAAGCAGUAUGAUUCUAUGGAGAGUGUGUAGUGUGAUAAAUAUAAAAGGGAAAUGUGCCUGUCAUGUUUAAAGUAUGAGUUAACAAAAAUAAAACAUCGUUUAGUCAAUGGUGCUUUUGGUAAUUUGUUAGAGUAAGGGUUUUAAUUUUUUGCCACACCUCUUCCUCAGUUGGAAUCUGGAAGGUUAAAUCCCUUUUUAAAACUCUGUAUGGGGAUUGCAACACUAAAGCUGCAGUCCUGUUCAAUCAGAUUUUUCUAAAUGGAGGCUUUGUUUUGUGAAAGACCCACCACAGGCUGCAACAGGAAUAUGACAGGUCCACUCACAUCUCAGUUCUUGCACAGGUUUUAUCUGGAAAACAGGGGAGUUUAUAUCAUUAACCAGUCUGUGGUUUCUAAAUCCUUCAUGCCUAUGUUUCUGUUUUACCCAAAGGAUAAUAUUUUCAUGAUAUGAGCAAUGCUGACACUUUCCCUCACCUUCACAACCUUCUGUUUCUAUUAAACACAAUAAUUCGGUUGCAAAAAGAGCUUCAUAAAAUAUCUUCCUUCCUUCCACAAAAGUGUCGAAUCUUGCUGGCUUUAGCUCUAUGCCUGCUGGUGGCCCCUUGCUUAUCAUUCAAGUGACGACUUCCUGUGUGUGUUUGGAAACUACUCCUUACUGAGGCCCAGACACCACCCCCCCCACAAACUUAAUCCUCCUCCCCGUCAGCAUCCAGUGCCAUCCAUCCCACUGGCACUCACUGGGUGCUGUUUCUGUAACACUGUCUCCUAAAUGAGAGUGAGAUGCUGCCCCUUCCUAAUUCAGGGGGUAAGUGGUGGAUUGGAGCAAUCCCAUCCACUCUUCUGGCUUGUUGCUUCCCAAACAACCUUGAGACAGAUUUAAUUCUUAAGACUGUAACUCGAACUUUGUGUAAGUGCAGCAUCCUAUGGUGGGUCUGUGUGUUUUGCUGGUUAUUGAGGGGGUGUGUCUGUAUAUACAGUUAGUUAUUGAGGGUGUGUAUAUGCACAGACUGCGAUUGAAGUUGCGUGUGUGUGUGCUUGUUUGAUUGGUCACGUACCAAAAUGCAGUGAAAAGCUUUGUUUACGAAUGGUACAUACAGAACAAAAAGAUAAAAAAGACUUAGAUGCGUACAGGUUACAUCGCAGGUUACAUUACUUUAAACUAGAGUCCAUUAAACAGUCUGAUAGAAGAAAGAAAGAAAGAAGCUAUCCCUGAACCUGUUUGUACAUGUGUUCAGGCUUCUGUAUCUCUGCCUGAUGGAAGAGGUUGUAGGGGGUCAUUAUCAGGAUGCGAUGGGUCUUUGAUGAUGUUGGCUGCCUUUCAGUGGCACCAAGCCAUGUAAAUAGAGUUAGAACAUAGAACAAUACAGCGCAGAACAGGUCCUUCGGCCCUCGAUAUUGUGCCGACCUGUGAACUAAUCUAAGCCCAUCCCCCUAUACCAUCCCAUCGUCAUCCAUAUGCUUAUCCAAGGGCUGUUUAAAUGCCCCUAAUGUGGCUGAGUUAACUACAUUGGCAGGCAGGAUGUUCCACACCCUUACCACGCUCUGAGUAAAGAACCUGCCUCUGACAUCUGUCUUAAAUCUUAAGACCCCUUGUACAAGAUGAUGUCAUGAUCCUCGGAAAAAAGACUCUCCCUGUCCACCCUAUCUAAUCCUCUGAUCAUCUUGUAUGUCUCUAUUAAAUCCCCUCUUAGCCUCCUUCUCUCCAAUGAGAACAGACCAAAGUCCCUCAGCCUUUCCUCAUAAGGCCUUCCCUCCAGAACAGGCAACAUCCUGGUAAAUCUCCUCUGCACCCUUUCCAAUGCUUCCGCAUCCUUCCUGUAAUAGGGCGACCAGAACUGUACGCAAUAUUCCAAGUGAGGCCGCGCUAGCGUUUUGUACAGUUGCAGCAUGACAUCGGCUCUGGAAUUCAAUCCCUCGACCAAAAAAACCUAACACACCGUUUGCCUUCUUAACAGCAUUAUCAACCUGGGUGGCAACUUUCAGGAAUCCAUGUACAUGGACACCAAGAUCCCUCUGCACAUCCACAUUACCAAGAAUCUUUCCAUUCCCGGUAUUCUGUCUUCCUAUUAUUCUUCUCAAAGUGAAUCACCUCAUAUUUAUCUGCAUUGAACUCCAUUUGCCACCUUUCAGCCCAAUUCUGCAGUUUAUCUGAGUCUCUGCAACCUGCAACAUUCUUCCGCAUUGUCCACCAGUCCACUGACUAGUGUCAUCUGCAAACUCACUAACCCAUCCACCUAUGCCUGCGUCCAAGUCAUUUAUAAAAAUGACAAACAGCAGUGGUCCUAAAACAGAUCCUUGAGGCACACCACAAGUAACCGGACUCCAGGCUGAAUACUUUCCGUUAACCACCACUCGUUGCCUUCUUACUGAAAGCCAGUUUCUAAUCCAAACUGCGAAAUCUCCUCAAACCCGUUCCUCCGUAUUUUCUCCAAUAGCCUACCAUGUGGAACCUUAUCAAAGGCUUUACUGAAGUCCAUGUACACCACGUCAACUGCCCUACCCUCAUCCACAUGCUUGGUCACCUUCUCAAAAAACUCAAUGAGGUUUGUGAGACACGAUCUGCCCUUGACGAAUCCAUGUUGACUAUCUCUAACCAAAAUGUUCAUGGAUGGAGGGUUGGCAUCUGUCGUGGUCUGGGUGGUGCACACAACCCCCUGUAGUUUCUUACGGUCCUGGGCACAGCAUUUGCCAUACCAGGUUGUUUAUGCACCCGGACAGUGUGCUUUCAGUGGCACAUCAGUAGAAGUUGGUGAGGGACCUUAUGGACAUCCCAAAUUUCCUGAGCCUCCUGAGGGCGAAGAGGCAUUGUUGCGCCUUUUUGACUGUUGCAUCUAAGUGAGAAAUCUAGGACGGAUUGUUGGUUAUCAUCACGCCGAGGAAGGUGAUGCUCUUCACACUCUCAACCUCAAUUCCAUUGAUGUAGAUCGGGGUGUGUUCACCUCCUUUCUUGCUAAAGUUGAUAAUCACCUUAAACCUGUGCCCUAUAGUUUUGCCCACCACUAGCUGCCCUGACCCUUUAGUUUGCCAACAUUGAGAGACAGAUUGUUUUCGUUGCACCAUGUCACCAAGCCCUCUAUCUCCUUUCUGUAUUUUGACUCGUCGUUGUUAGAUAUCUGUCCCAUGGUGGUGUUAUCAGUGACCUUGUAGAUGGCGUUCAUUUGGAAUUUGGUGACACAGUUGUAGGUGUAUAGGGAAUACAGGAGGGACCUAAGGACACAUCCCUGGGGGGCUCCAGUGUUGAGUGUUGUGGUGGAGAAUGUGCAGUUACUUAUCCUCACUGAUUGCGGUCUAUGGGUCAGCAAGCUGAGGAUCCAAUAGCAGAGGGGAGCUGAGACCAAGGUCAUGGUGUUUUGAGAUCAGUCUGGGAUAAUGAUGUUGAAGGCGGAGCUGUAGUCAAUGCACAGGAGUCUGACAUAGGUGUCUUUAUUAGAACAUAGAACAAUACAGCGCAGAACAGACCCUUCGGCCCUCGAUGUUGCGCUGACCUGUGAACUAAUCUAAGCCCCUCCCCCUACACUAUCCCAUCCCAUUUAUUGUCCAGAUGUUUUAGGGAUGAGAGCAGGGCUAGAGAUACGGCAUCCUCUGUGGAUCUGUGUAUAUACAGUAAAUUAUUGAGGGUGAGUAUAUGCAGUCACUUGUUUGAGUGUCUGUAUAUGCAUUUAGAAUAUAUAUGUAUAUAAAGUCAUAGAGCUGUACAGCAUGGGAACUGACCAUUUGGUCCAACUCAUCCAUCCUGACCAGGUAAUCUAAAUUAAUUUAGUCCCAUUUGCCAGCAUUUGGUCCAUAUCCCUCUCAAACACUUCCUAUUUACUUACCCAUCCAGAUGCCUUUUAAACGUUGCAACUGUACUGGCCUCCACCACUUCCUCUAGCAUCUUACUCUCUAUCUCUCUAUCUCACACACACACACAGACACAAGACUUGUGAAAGUCUGGGUUGAAUUUGAAUUUGCAGAUUCAUUCUAUUUUGUUCAAAAGCCACACAAUUUAUAGACAGUCAAGGGGGCAUUUUAUACAUUCAUAUUUAGAAAUAAAACCAGUCUGACUCCAAACUAAAACACAAACAGAUUCUAAACAAGACCUCACACCUAAACAUGCUAUGCCUGGCUUAAAAUGUCACCUCUUCUUUACACUGAUAAAACCUUUAAUUCUCUCAGGACUGCGACUUGAAAGGAAUUUGUGGAUUUAUAUACAUAUUAAUCAAUUAAAACCUUCUAAAGAUUUAACAGCAUCUUAGAUUUGUUCAGUACAUCCUCAUCAGUAGUGUGAACCUUUGAUAUUUUACUUAUAAACUCUGUGUCUGAUACUGCCUCUCUCACUAACACCUGAAGAAGGAGUGAGGCUCUGAAAGCUUGUGUUUUCAAAUAAACCUGUUGGACUAUAGCCUGGUGUCAUGUGAUUUCUGGCUCUGGCAGCACAUUUCAUACACGCAUCAUCCUCUGCAUGAAAAUGUUGCUCCAUAGGUCCCUUUUAGAUCUUUCCCCUCUCACCUUAAACCUGUGCCCUAUAGUUUUGCCCACCACUAGCUGCCCUGAGGAAAAGGCUUUUCACCCUAUCCAUGCCCCUCAUGAUUUUAUAAACCUCUGUAAGGUCACCCCUCAGCCUCCGACACUCAGGGAAAACAGGCCCAGCCUAUUCAGCGUCUCCCUGUAGCUCAAACCCUCCAACCCUGGCAACAUCCUCGCAAAUCAUUUCUGAACCCUUUCGAGUUUCACAAUGUUCUUCCUAUAGCACGGAUACUAUAAUUGAUCACAGUAUUCCAAAAGUGGCCAAACCAAUAUCCUGUGCAGUAUAUGUAUAGUCAGAUAUCAAAACUGUGUCUAUGCAGUCAGUGCUCGGGGUGUGUGUACUGUUAGUCUUGAGGGUGCUUCAAGAGUUAGUCAUCAAGAGUGUGUGUAUAUAGUCAGUUAUCAAGGGUAUGUCUGUGUGUAUGUUUUUAUAUAUAAAUACAUCAAUAUAUAGCACAUGCACACACACACAUGUGUGUAUAUAGUCAGUCAUUGAGACUACAUGUACGUUUACAGUCAGUUAUUGAUGGUGUCUUUGUGUAUGCAGCCAGUUAUUGAAGCUGUGUGUGUGUGUGUACAAUCAGUUAUCAAGGCUUCACCGUGCAUUGUGACGAUGCCGUGGCUUUAUGAAUUUAUUUUGUCCUUUUUUUUAAAAGAGAGGUUUUAAGACAGAAAUACUGAGCAGUCUCGUUGGAAAGCCAGUAAACAGCUUGUGACGCCUUGGGAUUUUUUAAAAAAUGGAAAAAUAGAUACAACUUGGAUGGAUGUGGCCAGAUCUCUCAGACCAGAAUUUCUUGGGGUUUUCUUUAGCUUUUAAAUUAAGCAGAAGCUGCUGGAGUUUUAAAGAAGUAGAAGCUAAUUUUCCCCUCCCUUGGUUGCAGGUUGGGGUUUCUCUUCCUACUGUGGGUGUUGCAUGUGAGAAGAUUGGAUUUCUGAAUUUGUCGUUUUGCUCAAGGGGUGUGUUUAUGGGAAGUUACUGUUUUGGAACAGUUAAUUAGUAAUAGUUUUUUUCUGUUCAUGUGUGGGACGUGGGUGUCACUGGCUGGCCCAUCCCUUGAGAAGGUGGUAGUGAGCUGCCUUCUUGAACUGCUGCAUUUCUUCUGCUGUGGGUUGACCCACAAUGCUAUUUGGGAAGGAACCCCAGAGUUUUGACCCAGUGACAGUGAAGGAACGGCGAUAUGUUUCCAAGUCAGGGUGGUGGGUGACUUGGAGGGGAACUUGGAGAUGGUGGUGUUCCCAUGUAUCUGCUGCCCUUGUCCUUCUAGAUGGAAGUGGUUGUGGGUUUGGAAGGUGCUGUUUGAGAAUCUUUGAUGAAUUUCUGCAGCACAUCGUGUAGAUAGUAUACGCUGCUGCUACCGAGCGUCGGUGGUGGAGGGAUUGAAUGUGGAUGUAGUGCUAAUCACGCAGGCUGCUUUGUCCUGGAUGGUACAAGCAUCUUGAGUGUUGUUGGAGCUGCAUUCAUCCAGGCAAGUGUUCCAUCACACUCCUGACCUGUGCCUUCUACAUGGUGGACAGGAUGUGAGGAGGCAGGAGGUGAGUUACUUGCUGCAGUAUUCCUAGCUUCUGAUCUGCUCUUGUAGCUACUGUGUUAAUGUGGUGAGCCCAGUUGAGUUUCUGGUCAAUGAUAACACCCAGGAUGUUGAUAGUGUGAGAUUCAGUGAUGGUAACAGCAUUGAAUGUCAAGAGAUGGUGGUUAAAUUGUCUCUUAUUGGUGAUGGUCAUAGCCUGGCAUUUGUGUGGCGCAACGGUCACUUGCCACUCAUCUACACUAUCACUAUCUACACGAUGUGCUGCAGAAAUUCAUCAAGCCUGGAUAUUGUCCAGAUCUUGUUGCAUUUAAAAAUGGACUGUAUCUGAGGAGUCACAAAUGGUGCUGAACAUUGUGCAAUCAUCGGCGAACAUCCCCACUUCUGACCUUAUGACGGAGGGAAGGUCAUUGAUGAAGCGCUGAAGAUGGCUGGGCCGAAGACACUACCCUGAGGAACUCCUGCAGAAAUGUUCUGGAGCUGAGAUGAUUGACCACCAACAACCACGACCAUCUUCCUUUGUGCCAGGUAUGACUCUAACCGCUGGAGAGUUUUCCCCUGACAUUCAUUGAUUCUAGUUUUGCUAGGGCUCCUUGAUGCUACACUCUGUCAAAUGCAGCUUUGAUAUCAAGGGCUUUCACUCUUACAUCAACCUCUGGAAUUCAGCUCUUUUGUCCAUGUUUGAACCAAGGCUGUAAUGAGGUCAGGAGCCAAGUGACCCUGGUGGAACUCAAACUGGGCAUCACUGAAUAGGCCAUUGCUGAGCAGGUGCUGCUUGAUAGCACCGUUGAUGACACCUUCCAUCAAUUUACUGAUGACCGAGAGGAGACUGAUGGGGCGGUGCAUGGCUGGGUUGGAUUUGUCCUGCUUUUUGUGUACUGGACAUACUUGGGCAAUUUUCUACAUUGUUGGGUAGGUGCCAGUGUUGUAACUGCACUGGAACAGCUUAGCUAGGGGAGCGGCAAGUUUUGGAGCACAAGUCUUCAGUACUAUUGCUGGAAUGUUGUGAGAGCUGUAGCCUUUGCAGUAUCCAGUGUCUCCAACUGUUUCUUGAAAUCAUGUGGAGUGAAUCGAAUUGGCUGAAGACUUGUAUCUGAAAUGCUGGGGACCACUGGAGGAGGCUGAGCUGGACCAUCCACUCGGCACUUCUGGCUGACGAUUGCUGUGAAUGCUUUAGCUUGUCUUUUGCACUGAUGUGCUGGACUCUUCCAUCAUUGAGGAUGGGGAUAUUUGUGGAGCCUCCUCCUCCAGUGAAUUGUUUAAUUGUCCACCACCAUUCACAAGUAAAUGUGGCAGGGCUGCAGAGCUUAGAUCUGAUAUGUUGGUUAUUAGAUCGCUUAGCUCCGUCUGACAUUUGCUGCUUUCGCUGUUUCAUGUGCAAGUAGUUCUGUUUGGUGGCUUCACCAGGUUGAUACCUCACCUUCAGGUAUGCUUGGUGCUGCUCCUGGCAUAGCCUCCUGCACUCUCCAUUGAACCAGGGUUGAUCCCCUGGCUUGAUGGUAAUGGUUGAGUUGGGGAUGUGUCAGGCCAUGAGGUUACACAUUGUGCUGGAGAACAAUUCUGCUGCUGAUGGCCCACAGCGCCUCAUGGAUGCCCAGCCUUGAGUUGCUAGAUCUGUACAAAGUCUGUUCCAUUUAGCACAGUGAUAGUGCCACAUAACACAAUGGAGGGUAUCCUCAAUGUGAAGGCAGGACUUGAUCUCCACAAAGACUAUGCGAUGGUCACUCAUCGAUAUUGUCAUGGACCUGCACCUGGCAGAUAAUUAAGGACGAGGUCAAGUAUACUUUUCCUUCUUGUUGGUUCUGUCACCACCUGCCGCAGACCCAGUCUCGCAGCUAUGUCCUUUAGGACCUGACCAGCUCAAUCAGUAUUACUGAUGCUGAGCCACUGUUGGUGGUGGACAUUGAAAUCCCCCACCCAGAGUACAUUUUGUGCCCUUGCCAUCCUCAGUGUUUCCACUGUUGCUCAGCAUGGAGGAGCACUGAUUCAUCAGCUGAGGGAGGACAGUAUGUGUCAAUAAGUAGGAGGUUUCCUUGCCCAUAUUUAACCUGAAACUAUGAAACCACUAGGCCUCCGCCUACCCAUUAUUACUCUAUCUACUAUUUGGUUAAGUUUUCCACUAGAGUAUAAGUUAUUCUAAGUUCUUAGUAAGUGUUGAAUAAAUGGUGCUUUGCUUAACAUUGGGUAAUUUGACCAGUUGAAUUGCAUCUGGAACACGGCAUGUUACAUUUGCCUUUAAAAUAACAAAAAGUUAGGGUCUAGGCUACCUUAAAAUAUUUUGAGGGGGUUUGGUCUGGUCCAAUUUAGCAUGUACAGUCACGUGUGUGUGUUCAUUUACUGUCAGUCAGUGACUGUAUACAGUCGGUAUUUGAAGCCACAGUAUAUUUGCUGAAGAUUACUAUGUCAGAUGGUAUCAGCUUCCUGUUGCAAUGAGUUCAGUGCUGCUUGUGCAGGCAGUACUUUGUCUCUUACACUCAGAUGAAUAUUACACUCAGUGUCAUGGAGAGAGGCUGUUGCAUUUCUUUUUUCUGUGGAUCAUUUCUUCAUCUGUGCUCUAUGCCUUAUGGCUCAACAAGUUAGUAAGAACAGCUACAUAGAAAAAAAAGAGUAGGAGUAGGCUGUUUGCCUCGUCGAGCCUGCUCCACCAUUCAAUAUAGUCCUGGCUGAUCAUCCAACUCAGUGCCCUGUUCCUGCUCUCCCCCUGCACUCUAUGAUCCCUUUAUCCCUUCUCCAGUAGAAACAGAAAAUAGGAGCAGGAGGAAGCUAAUUGGUACAAAUUAUUGCACUGCUGGUUCAGUUGGACAGGGAGCAAAAUGUUUCUUACACCUCACUCUGGGCCAGAGUGAUAGUGACUAAGCAGGGUGCCCACUCUGAUGAGUUCUGGUGAGUCCCACUCAGAAAGCUUGGUAAACCGGUGAGUUCUGUGAUGCCCUGUGCAGUUGAACAGCAUCUGCAGUGGCCUUUGCUGUCCAGUUGAGGGACUGGCACUGCAAUCCAGUAAAAGAAAGGUGACACAGUGGCUCAGUGGUUAGCACUGCUGCCUCACAGCACCAGGGACCCAGGUUUGAUUCCACCCUUAAGUGACUGUUUGGAGUUUGCACAUUCUCCCUGUGUCUGUCUGGGUUUCCUCUGGGUGCUCUGAUUUCCUCCCACCGUCCAAAGAUGUGCAGGAUAGGUCAAUUGGUUGUACUAAAUUGCCCGUGGUGUCCAGGGAUGUUUAGGUUAGGUGGGUUAUACAUGGGGAAAAGCAGGGGAAUGGGUCUGGGUGGGAUGGUCUUCAGGUGGGGGGUGUGGACUUGUUGGGCCGAAAGUCCUGUUCCCACACUGUGGGGACAACUUCAAAUACCUGGGGAAUUGCGACAGCUCACACGACUCCAUUGAAAUUCCAAGAUAGUUAGCCAGAAGCUGCAAAUCUCUCUCCUCCUGUUCUGUCUUGUCCAGAAAUACAUGUCAUUAAUUCCAGCUGCCACGCUGGGGUUGGUGUUUGGGCUUGUUUCUUUCCAGCCUUUGCCACACCUUCCCUCAUUGAUUGCCGGCUGUCCUUCGCUGGGAGACAGUAAAAAUGAGCUUAGAACAGGAGCGCUGAAAGGCAACCCCUCCUACAGUCCCAAUCCAAUUUCAAUGCCCCCCUCACUGCUAUCCAGCAGAACAGUUAAUGUAGCAGAACCCAUGGCUCAGCAAUCAUGUGGUGCUAAAUGCCAGCCCUAUAAGUGCCUGCAUCAUCAGUUCUGAUCCCUGUUGUGGGAACGUGAAACUGAAUUUAAUAAACCUGGGUUGGCACUGAUUAUGUAUGCGCAUACACGAAAGCUGUGUAUUGUUAUAGAAACACAACUAGGUCACUCUGUCCUUCAGGGAGAGUGACCUACCCAUAGUGGCUUCGAUAUGACUCAUCUCCCCCACGGUCUGGUUCAUCUUUCUUGCCCUGGUAUAACUAGGGUGGAGCUGUAAACCAGCCUUGCCAGUUUUGCCAACUCCCUAAGAACAACUUUAAAAAUAAAAUGAAGAUUAAAAAUAAAUGGGAUCUCAGUGAAUACAGGGAGAAAGCUACCUCAGUGCUACCUCGAACUGCCAGCCUGUCACUGCUUUAAUGCCCCGUAAAUCAUUUCACAAGGUUACACCUCUGUCUAAGGUCAGUCCCGAAGACAAUGCAUUCCUUCCUCCUGCCGGAGAUUUAAAUGUGGACUUUAUUGAGAAUGGAAGCUGUGGAUUGAUCUCACUCCCUGCAAUGACAGAGCUUGGGGCUACAAGUCUCACUCAGUUUCAGCCUGUUGCUGAAGGAGAGAUCUGGUUUGGACAUCUAACCCUGCAGACAGCUUCCUCAGUUCUGGCCCCUGGGCAUGCUGACCCUGACUGCCCCAUUUUCCAAUGGCUGACUUGUUCUGAGCACACUGUUCUUGCAGGCAUUGAUGGAAUUUCAGAAUUGCCAGGGUAACAGACAGACAAAUCAUUGCUACUGCCUAUCUACCGAUUUCAUCUGGGAUGUAUGGAGCUCAAGUAAAGACUGGACGAGCUUAAAUGUAAUGCCUCUGCAGUCAAAUAGCCAACUAGUAAUCAUCUCAAAGUUUACAACAUGGUAUUACCAACUAGCUGAAGCCUUGAGGAGAUAGUUCUUUUUAUUCAUUCAUGGAAUGAGGGCAUCGCUGGCAAGGCAACAUUUAUUGCCCAUCCCUAAUUGCCUAGAGGGCAGUUAAGAGUCAACUGCAUUGCUGUGGUCUGGAGUCACAUGUAGGACAGAUGAGGUAAGGAUGGCAGUUUCCUUCCCUGAAGGACAUUGGUGAACCAGACGGGUUUUUCUUGACAAUCGGCAACAGAUUCAUAGUCAUCAUUAGAUUCUUAAUUCCAGAUAUUUAUUGAAUUCAAAUUCCACCAUCUGCAGUGGCAGGUUUCAAACCUGGGUUCCCAGAAUGUAGUCUGGGUCCCUGGAUAAACAGCCUCGCAAUACCACAAGGCCAUUGCCUCCCCUAUCAACUGCACAGCAGCAGUGGAACUGAACCCCAAAGUAUAAGCUGCUGGAUCUGAAUUCUGGUGGGAGUUUGGUGCUUGGGGUAUCACUCCCCCACCGAGUCAGUGCCUGGGCAAUUUCCCCCAAUCAGACUUGGUGCCUGGGGAACCAUACCCCAGUGAGAGUUGGUUGCAGGGGAAUGAUUUCCCUGGUGAGAGUCGGUUGCUGGGGAGCCGCUCCCCAUUUAAGAGUUGGUCCCUGGGGAAUGGUGCCCUGAUGAAUGUUGGUUCAUGGGGAACCAUAACGUAGUGAGAAUAAACUUCCAGGGGGAGAACCCCCAUGACAGUAACUUACCUGAGAACCUGCACCCCUAAAACAUUCGCCAUUUGUAUUAGUUAUCUGUUAUGGGCAAACCCAGAGGCAAAGUAAGCUGUAAUAUUAAAACAGGCAAGCUGCAACGGGAUAUAGACAGCCAAAAUGAAUUGUUGCUGAGCUUGCAGAUGGAGUGUAUUGUGGGAUAAUGUCAGGAUAUUCACUUUGGCAGGAAUAAGAGAAAAACAGAAUAUAUUUUAAACCAUGAAUAACUUUUAUAAAGUCUGUGUUCGGAGAAAUGUGUGUACCUUUGUAGAUGAAAAACAGAAAGUUAACAUGGAGGUAGAUCAAGUAAUUAACAAGAAAAGGGCAUGCUGGUCUUUAUUCCAAGACUCUAUGACUCUAACUGAACUGCAAGUGAGAGUCUUUUUACAAAUGUAGAGGUCUUUCAUGAAACAACAGCCUGAGUACUGAGCGCAAUUCCAGGGAAUUCUAAGGAAGGAUGUAUUUGCCUCAGAGGGGGUGCAGUGGGAUAUUUGAGAGAUUGGUACGUGCGAUCUCAGAGAGCCUUGCUGUGAUGAGGCUAAUUAAAUGGUGGCACGGUGGCUCAGUGGUUAGCACUGCAGCCUCACAGCACCAGGGACCCAGGUUCGAUUCCAGCCUCGGGCGAAUGUCUGUGUGGAGUUUGCACAUUCUCCCCGUGUCUGCGUGAGUUUCCUCCCACAGUCCAAAAAUGUGCAGGCUAGGUGGAUCGGCCAUGCUAAAUUGCCCGUAGUGUUCAGGGAUG